CGAAGUCGAAGUUUAUUAGACGAAAGUGAAUUUGUCACAAAUCAUCGAAAUUCGGAGUGUAUUUUAAUCUCACGAUGUUUCUUUAACUAAUACCAAAAUUGUAAGGUAACGUCAAACUCAAACCCGCGGAGUGUCACAAACCGGCUUCGAAUCCCCUCUUAGGAUUUAUAACAUAGAUAGGAUUGCUCGCCCCUCGCAAGAGCGAUCAUGCUCGCCGCCACUUCAGUCCGUCUCGAAGCCACGUGACUUCAGCCAUAGCGCGCUGACCUCUACGCCAUGCCUGCCAACACCUCUCGGCGGCAGUCCGAUGGCUCCCAUCACUCUACCCUCUCCUCUCUCCUCUCGGCGUGCCUGCUCUCCCUCGCCGCCGCGGCGUCCACCACUCCGACAGGCUCCGCGACCUCCAAAACUCCUCCACCUCCGAUCGACUCUUUAACACGCUACACAGAGUGCGACUGCGGCGUGCCGAUGUAUCCGGUCGCUCGGAUCGUCAACGGACAACCUUCCCGCGCCGAGGAGUUUCCCUGGAUGGUGGCAUUGUUCCGAGGCCGCUCUUUUCACCGCCCGCCCAUGUGCGGUGGCUCUCUGAUCACCGAUAGGCAUGUGGUCACGGCGGCACAUUGUCUGCUCGCCUACUCUGGUCUGUCUCCGAGUAACACGUACGCCCUCGUGGGGGCCCACAACUGGACCAGCCGCAGCGAUACGCACAAACCUCAGGUUCAUCGCGUCUGGGACGGUUACCCGAUGGCCACGUUUGACCAGGGCAUCAAGUUCGACGGCGACCUCGCAGUAUUAGUCCUGGAGCAGCCGGUCGAGCUCAACGCCUUCACCUACCCCAUCUGCCUCCCGCCGGCCAACUACACGUUCGACAUGUUGACGCAGAUGCCGGCCGUGGUGAUCGGGUACGGCCGUCUCUGGGUGGACUCUCGCGAGAAGGUCGGCCCGCAGCCACAGCUGCUCUUCAAGACCACGAGAAACCUGCGCCUAGUGUCGGGCGCCGACUGCUCUCGCGACACCAUCGUCAGAGAGGUGUUCGAGGACAAGAUGCCGCUGACAGACCGGCAAAUGUGCGCGUUCGGAGAGGACACUGACUCGUGCACGGGCGACUCAGGCGGACCGCUGAUGGUGUUUGACCGACACAUGUAUCGCUAUUAUCUGGUAGGUGUGGUGAGUUUCGGCGCAGUGAGAUGUAACUCGCCCGGCCUGCCCGGGUUUUAUACGAGCGUCAUUCAUCCGAGCAUCAGAAACUACAUCGCGUGCAACAUCGCUGAUGGUGUUACAUGCAGAACAUGACGUUACCGUUACCUACAAGACAAGACGGUGUCACGCAUAGGACGUGACGUUACUGGCACGACGUAACAUUACCGGCAACACGUGAUGGCGAGACGAGCAGGGCGUGACGAUACCUAAUAGGACGUGGCGGCGUCAUGCAAGACACGAUGGUAAAGAAGCAUGCGGGCCGUGGAGAAUCUUGCUUUUCUGUUGCCUCGCGUGGUACAGGAUGGAGGUAAUAAGAAGGAUGAGUAGAAAAUCUGAUAACAAUAAGUGCGAAUGGGAAUAGGCACAAGUAAUAUUGAAAAGCAGUGCUUGGCGGUUGUUUCAGCAGAUAAAACCAUCGGCGUUUUGACGACGCAUUGCAUACAUUGUAAAUUGAAAUCAAAUGCCUCAAACAAUUACUGAAAGUCAACCCGCUCUCAAGAACAUUGCUGAAUCGCAGGGGCGAACACAAAAUUGUUAAUGAGUUAGUUUGUUGUGUGCAAAUGAAGUCUUUCGGGUUUCUUGGUAGUUCCUGGACUUCGUGUUAUUUCUUUGUCCGUUAAUGCAGUUUCCUAUUUUACAGAAAAUGCGUCUGAGUGUCUGUUGAUUGGCUGUAAUGCAUCACGUAAUGUAGCGUCCAUGACACCAAUAAUAAGCGUCUCGCAUCAGUGCAGCCGACGGGGGCGAAAAGCUGCUUGAGUGGGUGUUACAACACAAUAAAUCACGACGCUUUCGA
This is a messenger RNA of Amphibalanus amphitrite, 1993 nucleotides long. RefSeq names its product proclotting enzyme-like. Gene Ontology annotation, molecular function: serine-type endopeptidase activity. The record is from RefSeq and is a predicted model, not a curated record. Lineage: Eukaryota; Metazoa; Arthropoda; Thecostraca; Balanomorpha; Balanidae. The transcript has a single exon. Gene Ontology annotation, biological process: proteolysis. Bases 277 to 1293 code for a protein of 338 amino acids.